AUGACACACCAAACGCCACACCUUCUCACCAAGGGUGAACUGCGAAGAGUCGAAGAGUGCGCCAAAGAAAAUGGGACGUUUGCAGAGUGCUGGAACAGUGACCAAGUCGUCAUUGUAGGCUGCGAACCUGUAGGCGCGCAUGUCUCCGUCACGGAAACGCCGUUCAUGGAGCUGGACAUUCUUUCGCCAACUGCGAAUCCACUCUCGGGCUCCAAAUCCAGCAAGCAACACCCCACAAGGCAGUGCUGCAAGAAAAAGAUCAUCGUGCUGGAGAAGUCCAAGGUCAACAAGAGACUCCGACCGAAGCCAUGGCAUUACCGCUACGACUCCACUGAGGAGCUCUCACAUUACUACGACGACGCGAAAGAGAAGGUCAAAGAGAUUUUUUCCCAAUUGGCGGCUGAGUACGUAAUCUGCAUCGUUAGCCACGACAUGCAGGACUCUCUCAGUUCACUACAGAACUUCAAUAUUGAGCUGCCAUCGACAACAAUAUUCGUGGACCUUAUCAAAGUCUUGGAACAUCAAAGUCGACAUGAUGGUCAGGGCAUCCCUAAAGCUGUGAGAAAAUACACAGACGACAACAUCGCGAUUCGCAACCGCCGAUAUGAUCGACGACCUUGGCCUCUAGCAGGUCAAUACGGCAUGCCAAAUUAUGCCCUAGUCGAAGUGCUCGGGCCAGCUGCGGAGGGUUGUAAGCGAGAUAAGACUGAGAAGGAGGAUGCUGCUCUGAAAAGAAUCGCAAAACGAGCGGCUGUGGACAGCCUAAAUUCAGGCCACAGAAGACGGUCUUAA
Molecule: messenger RNA, 792 nt
Organism: Colletotrichum aenigma
Lineage: Eukaryota; Fungi; Ascomycota; Sordariomycetes; Glomerellales; Glomerellaceae
Exons: 1
Coding region: 1-792 (263 amino acids)
Source: RefSeq, a predicted model, not a curated record